Messenger RNA from Seminavis robusta, 2291 nucleotides. The record is from the annotation of a GenBank genome assembly. Lineage: Eukaryota; Bacillariophyta; Bacillariophyceae; Naviculales; Naviculaceae.
CUGUGCACCACCAGAAAAUCCUCACUUUUGCUUUUCAACUUUUUUAAAGAUCUAAAACCAAAUUACUCCCCAAUACAAGAGGUCACAAUCAUCAUCCACGCAGAAGGUAAAUCCAUCCCACCCAUUCGAUCCCUGACCAUGAACUUCCUUAGGUGCUGGCUGCUUGUCAGCUUUCUUCUACUUUCGUUUCGAGGCGACAGGCUGAUGAUUUCUGCUCAAGAUGAUCUCGACCUUCCACAUCUGCGCUCUGUAAACAAACAAUCCAACUCUUUUCCUGAAGAAGUAUCUGAAGACGAAAACCCUCGUCAUCCACUUCCCCUUGCCUCGAUUUCCUAUUCUUGUGCAGUCCAGGAACGUACUUGCGGGACAACCACGGAUCGAUACUACGAAAUUAUUGCUUCCUACGAAAAGUACUGGAUCGAGAACUAUCCGCCUGGGCUGGAUGCUCCAGCAAGCGCUACUGGUGCUUAUGCUCGUAUUCGCACUUUCACGGGAGGCGAAGGAUUCGAGGACACGCCUGAGGCCAAAGCACAAACAGGCCCCUUGGGCCCCAGCCUCAAGGUCAAGCCAGGAGAAACCAUGUCCAUUCUUCUCCGAAACAACCUCGAACCGGGAACACCCCCCACCGGUAUGGGAGAUGGAUACACCGUUGAAAGUGUCGACAAGUCUCUAUACGUCCCAUUCCUCAAUCGCAGCAACCCCGAUGGCGGAUACUAUGAGUUGCAACCAUAUGGUUUGACAUUCAUUGGACCCACGCCCGAAACCGUGGAAGACAUCACUGUACCAAAUCCGGAAAACAUCCCGUCCAACUAUGACCAGGUGAACUUACAUCUGCACGGUGCCGUUGUCGAGCCUCAUCUGUUCAUGCCGCAAGGAACUUCAGACGCCGACGCCGACUGGAUCAGUGUUGGACCUGGUGAAUGCUACUGCUAUUCCUUCUACUUUCCUGAAGACCAUCCCACGGGUACAUAUUGGUACCACACUCACCGCCACGGGUCCUCGGCCAUGUGGACCUGGGCCCAAGCAGCUGGAUUGCUUGCCAUCGAGGGCAGCUUUUCACGAGAGCUCGAAGAAGCUGGAAUUUCAACAGUUACGCCAUUUGUUGUGACGGAUCCUCACUUUGCUUUUAGUGAUGUUGAAGCCAAUACUUAUGUGGUAACCACCUUUCUGAAUGGCCAAAGAGGAAUUGUAGCGCACCCCGAAGCUACCUACUGUGUUAACGGUCAGUUCCAACCUAACUUCGAAAUGACCGUUGGGGAAACCACAUGGCUAAAGUUCCUCACAGGAACCACGGAGAAUUUGGUCAACUUCCGCAUUCUAGACGAGGACGGGAAUCUAGUGAAAGUUUGGGAUGCCGGUUCGGAUGGUAUCAACUAUGCUGAACCCAUCCAGGUUGACCAAUACGUGCAGGGCGGUGGUAUGCGCCAGGAUAUUCUCCUUCAAUUCCCUGCUGCCGGCAUCUACGAGGUUUGGACUAUGGGGUUGUCUAAGAUCCAGUUCUAUGGUGUGGGACCGGGUGAUCAACUACUGGCAACUUUUCAAGUGACAGAGCCACCAACUCCAGCAACGGCAGUGGACAUUUCUUCCCUCAAGUUUACUCUGCCGACAGCCCAUGCCUUCAACAUUGCUCCCGAGACGGUGACAAAACGGCGCACCGUCUAUUUUGAUGUUGCUGGAGACGUGACAAAGAUCCCGUUUCCGCAGUUCACCAUCAACGAAAAAGCUUUUGAGAUCGACUACAUCUUGGAUGAGUUGGUCUUGGACGGACAUGCAGAAGAGUGGACACUCGUCAGUACAUCGAACGCCACCCACCCUUUUCAUAUUCAUGUCGUGCCCUUCCAAGUCAUAUCGGCAUCGAGUGGCAAUGCCUUGGUUUCUGCACCCAUGAUGGAAUACAUGACACGGGUCCAACCAGCAAGAGUGUGGCGCGACACGGUGGUCAUUCCACCCUAUGGAAUCGUGAAGAUUUGGAUCCAAUUCGUUCCUGCCCCCGUCGUCAAUUUGAACGGAAAAUCGGUCUUUCACUGCCAUUUUUUGGCCCACGAAGACACUGGAAUGAUCAUGGCAAUCAAAUUCAAAGAUGUGAAUGAGUGAGUGUUUUACAACGUAAUAUCGCCAGGAACGUUGUUUGUUAGAUGCUGAGUGCUGGAAUCGCUGGGAGAAGCAGGAAAACGCAUUACAAGCAUUACACACCUGAGCAGACUGGUUGGUUGUUGACUGUCAAUGCUAUGGCUAAUAGUGAGGCUGCAACUAGAGUAACUACAAACUAUUUAAUAAUCAAAGUCAAACUC